AUGGGGAAGAAUAUGCGCAUCAAGACGGUGCCCAAGGCGAACCGUGUCCCCCUCCUCGGCGACGGGGAGACAUCAAGGGCGCUCACCGACCUGGAAGAGGGCAGCAACGUCCAGCCAGCGAACGUCGGGUUCUGUCGGGUCAUCAAACUUGCCAAGCAUGACGCCGGGAAGCUGGUCCUCGCCACUAUGGCGCUGCUCGUCGCCUCCCUCAGCAACCUUCUCGUUCCGAAAUAUGGUGGCAAGAUAAUUGACAUUGUGUCAAGAGAUGUUCGGCUACCAGAAGAUAAGACGCAAGCCCUGGAGGAUGUGAAGGGCACAAUUUUGUACAUUGUGACAAUCGUUUUAGUCGGUUCAGUUUGCACGGCUCUUCGGGCAUGGCUAUUCAAUUCUGCUAGUGAGAGAGUAGUCGCUCGACUAAGGAAGGACUUGUUCAGUCAUCUCAUAAACCAGGAAAUAGCGUUUUUUGAUGUGACUAGAACAGGAGAGCUCUUAAGCAGGCUUUCUGAAGAUACACAAAUAAUAAAGAAUGCUGCUACAACCAACCUAUCAGAGGCACUGCGCAAUGUCACUACUACAGCUAUUGGUCUUGGUUUUAUGUUUUCAACUUCAUGGAAGUUAACAUUGCUGGCACUUGUAAUUGUCCCCGUUAUAUCAGUUGCUGUGCGUAAAUUUGGACGCUUUCUUCGUGAGCUUUCACAUCAGACACAAGCUGCAGCAGCUGUAGCUUCAUCCAUAGCUGAGGAAUCGUUUGGUGCCAUCCGCACAGUAAGAUCCUUUGCUCAGGAAUCUCAUGAGAUUUCACGCUAUGGUGGAAAAGUAGAGGAGACACUUAAACUUGGUCUGAAACAAGCUAAAGUUGUUGGCUUAUUUUCUGGAGGGCUUAAUGCCGCAUCAACCUUGUCAGUGGUUAUUGUUGUUAUUUAUGGCGCCAACUUAACCAUCAAUGGCUACAUGACAACUGGUUCUCUUACAUCAUUCAUCUUAUACAGCCUUACAGUUGGUUCGUCAGUAUCUGCCUUGUCAGGACUAUACACAACUGUAAUGAAAGCCUCUGGUGCAAGCCGUAGAGUUUUUCAACUUCUGGACCGUGUUUCCUCAAUGACGAACUCUGGGGACAAAUGUCCAAUAAAUGAAAAGGAUGGGGAAGUUGAGCUUGAUGAUGUCUGGUUCGCAUAUCCUUCUCGCCCUUCUCAUAUGAUUCUUAAGGGAAUAACGCUAAAGUUAGCUCCAGGUUCAAAGGUUGCACUUGUUGGCCCAAGUGGUGGUGGUAAAACCACAAUAGCAAAUUUGAUUGAGCGGUUUUAUGACCCUCUAAAGGGAAGGAUAUUGCUUAAUGGAGUACCAUUGGUAGAAAUUUCGCAUCAAUAUCUUCACAGCAAGGUAAGCAUAGUCAGUCAGGAGCCUACACUCUUUAACUGCACCAUCGAAGAGAAUAUUGCUUAUGGAUUAGAGGGCAAAGCGGACUUUGCUGACGUUGAGAGUGCAGCUAAAAUGGCGAAUGCACACAACUUCAUAUGCAGUUUUCCCGACCAAUAUAAGACUGUCGUUGGCGAGCGAGGGAUCAGGUUAUCCGGCGGGCAGAAGCAGAGGAUCGCCAUUGCGAGAGCUUUGCUUAUGAACCCACGAGUGCUUCUCCUGGAUGAAGCUACCAGUGCCCUGGAUGCUGAAAGCGAAUAUCUUGUCCAGGAUGCAAUGGACUCCUUGAUGAAAGGGAGGACUGUCCUUGUGAUAGCUCACCGGCUCUCGACCGUCAAGACUGCUGACACCGUCGCCGUCAUCUCUGACGGCCUAAUCGUGGAGAGCGGCACACACGACGAACUCCUGGACCACAACGGCAUAUACACAGCCUUGGUGAAGAGGCAGCUGCAAGGGCCGAAGUUUGAGGCCACCAGCAGCAUCAACGAGGCCAGCGAAAUUGAAGCCGAACCCAAGCAGUACCCCCGCUCCUUAUAUUAG
Molecule: messenger RNA, 1956 nt
Organism: Miscanthus lutarioriparius
Lineage: Eukaryota; Viridiplantae; Streptophyta; Magnoliopsida; Poales; Poaceae
Source: the annotation of a GenBank genome assembly